This is a messenger RNA of Aedes aegypti (yellow fever mosquito), 2276 nucleotides long. It is a transcript of the gene ppk29, whose product is annotated as pickpocket protein 28. Gene Ontology annotation, biological process: sodium ion transmembrane transport. Gene Ontology annotation, molecular function: ligand-gated sodium channel activity. The transcript is spliced from 11 exons. The record is from RefSeq and is a predicted model, not a curated record. Bases 361 to 1551 code for a protein of 396 amino acids. Gene Ontology annotation, cellular component: membrane. NCBI's taxonomy places the organism in Eukaryota, Metazoa, Arthropoda, Insecta, Diptera, Culicidae.
ACUUCAAGGAUUGCAAAAUUGAAACAAAAAAUCGUUAAGAGCGUAAAUGUAACAACAAAAAAUAUGAACCCCCUGCAUACGGCUCUGCAGCAAAUUUGAACGAAAAUCUAGCUCUUUCAUGUCUUCGGUAUCCAGACUAUUUCCAGUCGGUUAGUGAAACAUGUUGGAAGAAUUCAGGAAAUCACUCAUAUAUUUUCUCGAUAAUUGUUCGAUUCAUGGUUUUCGAUAUCUUGGAAAAAGAUGUAACAUAAUAGGAAAGUAUGUGUCAUAGAUGGUUAGAAUUACUAGACGUAACAUAACUACAUAAUUUAUCUCUGCAGAUCAUUUUGGCUGAUAACGAUAGCAUGCUCGUUAAUAUCGAUGGUACUAAUAUUUCACUACACUUUGGAGAGUUUUGAUGAAAACGUGAACAUCAAUAUCGAAACAUCGUAUUUGAGUUGGAACAAUACAUUCCCUGCUACAUCAAUUUGUUACGCAAAAGGUCGCAGUUUGAAAUCUAUUCAAACUUUUUUGGAAACAUAUUGGACCGCCAAAAACUUAACAAAACCAGCCAGAUUCUCCAGUUUUUUACGUCUCGCUCAAAAGUAUUUGUUCAUCAGUCCCAGUAACAGCAUUGAGCAAAGCGCCACAAUCUGCAGAGGAAUGAACGAAACUUGCAAUCUAGAUCUAGAAACUAUGCGAAUGCUAUUUUUCCCAACGUCCUGUUCGGACGUUUUCAUCGAUGUUUGGUUUCUUGAGAAACCGUACCGGUGCGAAGACAUCUUCAAACUAUUUCAUACGGAGAUGGGACUCUGCUUUAUCUCAAACAGUAUUUUUUCACAUAACAUGGAUUACGAGAAACUACCUUUAAGAUAUACGUACAAAGAUACGAAAAAGACCUUCGAAUUCCGGUAUAAAGAAAUUGAUGCCAUCAAUUUUGAGCUGUUCAUUCACAGUCCUGAGGAACUUCCAUACUCUUUGAUGCCACCCUUCAAACCUCGUAAAUAUGGAGCUUAUAUGCACUACACAUUGAAUACAAUCGAAGUGUACAAUCAUGGGGACGUAUACCACGAGCCGAUAAAAAAACGUGAAUGCAGGUUUCCAUACGAGAAUAUAACGGAAAGAUUACCAUAUAGCUUUACGAAUUGCUUUCUCCUUAAGAGAAUUGAAAUGGAACUUGCCGAAUGUAAUUGUACUAUCCCUACAUCCCCAGUAGAAUACAAAUCGAUGUAUUGUAACAUUAAGGGGCUUGACUGCAUUGCAAAUGCUCGCAUAUUGUUAGCUGUCAAGAAAAUGCUAUUCGACGGGAAAGACCCGUGCAUCCAAUCAUGUUUGGAGAUGGAGAUAAAUUUGUUGGGAGAAAACACUUUUAAUAUGAAAGAUCCGAAAGCACCUGGUCACGUUAUAUUGGAAAUAAUGAACGUACCAACCAGUCGAUACGAAAGGUCGGUUUCGCACACUAAUUUGGAUUUUAUAGUAUCCCUUGGUGGCGUAGGAGGACUAUUUUUUGGUGUAUCGGUGUUGGGCAUUGUAGAAAUAUUUUAUUUUUGGCUGCGAAGAUCAUUGCAGUAGAAACUAUUACCUACGCAACGCAAAGCACCUCAAAUAACAUUCCCAUAUUUUUUUUGGUUAUUUUUUUUUUAUUAAUUUCGCGAUAAUCGCUCUGUUUUACUACACUUUCCGUAAAAGUGAAUUGUAUUUAUUACUUCUGGUUUUAAACGAUUCUCAAAAUAUAUAAAGUGUAAUAUCAAAAAUAUUUGGCAAUAAAGACCAUUUGGUGUGGAAAAUGGUUUUAUUGUAGUAUUCAAAUAUAUGACCCAACCGCUAUGACAACAACUUAAAAACAUAUCUCAGUUAUCUACUUACAAAACAGUUUGAUCCUCAUGAAGUUUCUCAUAAAGCUAUAUAUUUCAUAGCAAAGUUGAAUUCGAUAAUUCUGGCCUUAUUUCCGGUUUUAUAUGAGCCUCAACAUUGUAAGCAAUUUGCCCAUAUAUACGGCUUUAAAAUAAUUCCAGCCCAGCUUACCUUUUCUACCAAUCACAGUUUAAUACGAAAUACACUGUGCACUAUUAAUUACAAUCCAUUAGACGCUUCCGAGAAUGUAUGCAGGAAAAUAUUUUCAUCAUUGCAGAAUUAACAACGCAAUUCAACUAAUUCUGAAUAAUUCGCUUUUUAGACUGUGUUAGGUAUGGUUAUCGUUCGGCACUGCACACAUUCUAACUUGUCCCUUCAUAAAAUCCGGAAAUAAUACACCUGGAAAAAAAAAUGUAAAUCUACCGUAUCUGAUGAAUAAGAAA